AUGUCGAACGUUCCGGGCCGCGACCGCGACUUUGAACCAUGGUUGAGAGACAAUCAGCUCACAGGGUUACAUCCAGCUUCACUGUCGAAUGCCACUGAGCUAGGCUGGAUUGACAUUGGAAACAAUGGAUUCAGCGGCAGAAUAGCAGUUGAUUUUGGAAGUCUGCACAAUUUUAAAACACUAGCGGCAUCCAGUAAUAAUUUCGGGAGUGGGGAAGUAAGGGAUGGGAUGCAGUUUCUGAGUACCAUGACAAACUGCAGCAAUUUGGUUGCAGUGAGCCUACAGAACAACCAAAUAAAGGGAGUCUUGCCCAAAAGGAUCGGCAACUUAUCAUCCCGAUUCUUGUACUAUAUGGCACUUGGCGGAAAUCAAAUAUAUGGAGGGAUACCUUCAACAUUAGGUAACCUCAUUGGCUUAGAGACUUUGUAUCUUGAAAGGAAUCAACUCACAGGCACAAUCCCAAGGACAUUUGGUAAUCUUCAAAAGCUUCAGCAGCUGGCUCUUAUUUCCAACAAAUUGUCAGGAGAAAUUCCGGAGUCUUUAGGAAACCUCUCAUUGCUGAAUGAACUAUAUUUAGAUGAUAACAACUUGGAGGGAUCCAUACCACCAGCUCUUGGAAAUUGCCAGCAGUUGUUACUCUUAGGACUUUCUCAAAACAACUUCAGUGGUUUGAUACCAAAAGAGAUUUUUGGGAUAUCUUCCCUGUCCAUUUCAUUAGAUCUUUCUCAGAAUCAUUUAUCUGGAACCAUACCAUCAGAGGUUGGCAACUUGAAAAAUUUAGCUGGAUUGGAUUUUUCAGAAAACCAUCUGUCAGGUGAAAUUCCUGGGACCUUUGGUGGUUGUAGUAGCGUUGAAAUCCUUUCCCUUGCUGGUAACUCUUUCCAGGGAUCUUUUCCAGAAUUUAUCAGUUCUUUGAAAGGUACUCAAAAUCUUAACCUUUCUAGUAACAAUUUUUCUGGACCAAUCCCCCAUUUUUUAGUAAGAAUGUCCAUAAAGUCCCUGAAUUUGUCCUUCAAUGAUUUUGUGGGCGAGCUACCAACACAAGGCAUUUUUGGAAAUGCUAGUGCAGUAUCAGUUGUUGGGAACAGGAGACUCUGUGGAGGCAUUCCUGAACUACAGCUACCAAAGUGUCAGCCCCUAAGAGAGUCAAAGAAAAAUAAGAAGCUUCUCAGGUUCAUCAUACCAGUGGAGCCUUGA
Messenger RNA from Coffea arabica (coffee), 1197 nucleotides. The record is from RefSeq and is a predicted model, not a curated record. Lineage: Eukaryota; Viridiplantae; Streptophyta; Magnoliopsida; Gentianales; Rubiaceae.